AUGGAAGAAGCUGCUGCAUUGUUUAAGUGUACAGUUCGAGCUGGAAACAGACGAUUAUCAAGGCUCAAUAUUCGUGCCAUUGUGGAACAUAUUAUGCAAGUUCUGAGGAAUGACUUCUCAAAAGAUGUAUUUGCAUCUGAGUACACAAAACUUUUAGUCAAGGAUGUUCUCUCUGUUAGAAAGUACUGCUCAGAAAUGCCAGUAGAACUUUGGAAUGAGCUGAUUAUUUUGUAUGGCGGGAUAAUGGCGCAUCCAACUGUACAGUUUGAUCAAAUCAGUGUUGUGAAGGUUAUUCAACUUGUGUGUCACCACAUGGCUAUACAAUCUACUAGUCUGUCAACUGGUAGUCUUUUUGAUGACUUCGUAUCAACAGUUCGCCAUGCCAGGAGUGAGAAAGUGGCAACAGUUCUUGGUUAUGUUCUGGCAGCAUUGAACACGUUCUGUCAGUCUGUGGCAAUCAUAGCACGUACCAAGUUGUGUCACCUUGGAGAGACAGUAUUUUCAGACAUGCUGUCAAUAUGGAAAACUAGCCAACUACACGUAAAGGAUCAAGUUAUCCAGUAUUUUCAUUUUCAGUUGGAAUUGCAUCAUCCACUUGGUGUAGUGAAUGAGUCCGAGGGAGCACAAGCAGCCAACUGGUGCCACUGGAAGGCAUUUGCUAAUUUUUUUCAGAUUUUAUAGUCGUUACUAGUUUUUUGCUAUUAAUGCAGAGAAGUAUACAGCAG
Messenger RNA from Corticium candelabrum, 725 nucleotides. Its product is annotated as serine-protein kinase ATM-like. Lineage: Eukaryota; Metazoa; Porifera; Homoscleromorpha; Homosclerophorida; Plakinidae. The transcript has 6 exons. Gene Ontology annotation, molecular function: protein serine/threonine kinase activity. The record is from RefSeq and is a predicted model, not a curated record. Bases 1 to 681 code for a protein of 226 amino acids.